AUGACGCUUAAAGAGAGAACGGUACCUGAUGGGUUCUUCCCUAUAUUUUUGGCUGUAUUCUUUUUGCUAGUAUUUAUUGCUGCAGUAGCUAUAAUAAUCGAGGAAAGAAUUGCAACGAAAAAAACUAAUGAGGAGCAAGAUUUCACGGAAUGUUACGAAGACCUGAGAGGAAGGGACUAUCGUGGAAUGGUCAACACUUCAGCAAAUGGUUAUGACUGCCGUAAUUGGGAUGAGCUUGAUGACCGAUCUUGGGUAACCCCGGAAAACUUCCCGGGAGCUGGUCUCGGUGAUCAUAAUUACUGUAGGAAUCCAGACAACGAUUUCACUCCAUGGUGCUAUGUCAAUCACAUGUCUCUGAGAUGGGACUUCUGUGAAGUAUCAGACCCCCGCGAAAAUUGCAAGGUAUCAGAGUGUUUCGCAGAUGCUGAUGGUGGGGAUUACCGGGGAACAGUUAACACUACUGUCAAUGGUUAUGGUUGUCAAAUGUGGACGUCACAGAGCCCUCAUGUACAUGUAUAUACUCCAUCAAACUAUCCUGGCUCAGGUGUUGGAGACCACAACUUCUGUCGAAAUCCUGAUGGGAAAGCGUCUGCGUGGUGUUACACAAAAACACCCUCUAUACCUUGGCAGCAUUGCGAUAUUGGUGUGGCUGGUGAACACUGUGAAUUCACAGAAUGUUAUGAAGACCCGAAGGGCAGAGACUAUCGUGGGAUGGUCAACACUUCAGCGAAUGGUUAUGACUGCCUUAAUUGGGAUGAGCUGGAUAAUCGAUACUGGAUAACCCCUGAAAACUUCCCGGAUGCUGGUCUCGGUGAUCAUAAUUACUGCAGGAACCCAGAUAACGACCUCACUCCAUGGUGUUAUGUUGAUAAUAUUAUAAUUGGAUGGGACUUCUGUGAAGUAUCAGACCCGCGCGAAGACUGCAGUGUGACCACAGUGGCUCCUCCACAUAUACCAACGUCAAUGUUGACUAUUACGAUUGUUCCAGAGUUAUCAGAGUGUUUCGGAAAUGCUGAUGGUGGGGAUUACCGGGGAUCAGUUAAUACUACUGUCAAUGGUUAUGGUUGUCAAAUGUGGACAUCACAAAUCCCUCAUGUACAUGUAUAUACUCCAUCGAACUAUCCGGGCUCUGGUGUCGGAGACCACAAUUUUUGUCGAAAUCCUGACGGGAGAGCGACUGCGUGGUGUUACACAACUGAAUCCUCUAUACCUUGGGAUGCCGAUGGUGGUGAUUAUCGGGGUUCAGUUGACCAUACUAUCAACGGUUAUGGUUGUCAAAUGUGGACGUCACAGAGCCCUCAUGUACAUGUAUAUACUCCAUCAAACUAUCCUGACUCAGGUGUUGGAGACCACAACUUCUGUCGAAAUCCUGACGAGAGAGCGACUGCGUGGUGUUACACAACAAAUCCCUCUAUACCUUGGCAGCAUUGCGAUAUUGGAAUGGCUGGUGAAAACUGUGCUAAUAAAAUUAUGAACAGUCUCGUGGUUACAAAUUUAGUUGGCAUAGGGAUUGGACAAUCUAUUCAAGUUGAAGGUCGUAUUAAGAUCAAACUGAAAAGAAAAACUAUGUAA
Saccoglossus kowalevskii is the source of this 1572-nucleotide messenger RNA. RefSeq names its product plasminogen-like. Gene Ontology annotation, molecular function: endopeptidase activity; signaling receptor binding. NCBI's taxonomy places the organism in Eukaryota, Metazoa, Hemichordata, Enteropneusta, Harrimaniidae. The record is from RefSeq and is a predicted model, not a curated record.